This is a messenger RNA of Mercurialis annua (annual mercury), 1436 nucleotides long. RefSeq names its product tobamovirus multiplication protein 3. The record is from RefSeq and is a predicted model, not a curated record. The coding region runs from base 194 to 1069 and encodes 291 amino acids. Lineage: Eukaryota; Viridiplantae; Streptophyta; Magnoliopsida; Malpighiales; Euphorbiaceae. The transcript is spliced from 11 exons.
GGCCCCUUUUCCUCUCGUCGACAUCUUCUUUGAAAUAUAUUGUUAUAAAAAGUUUUCCCAAAAUUAAAAGUUUUGUUUCAAAUACAUUAAAUAAUUAAGGAACGUGCACUGUUCUUUGGUACUACUUAAUUGAAAACUGGGAAAACAAUUAAAUAUUAUAGCCUUUGAAUCUCCGGCGACGUAGAGGGAGGGAAUGGAGGGCGUUGAAGAAGUAAUCGGGAUUUACAAGAUGAGUAACAGCGCAAAUUAUUUGAACAAUUGGUGGGAAGAUGUUAACCAUUCGCACCUCUGGCAGGAUCGCAUCUUCCACCUUCUCGCCGCUCUUUAUGGCCUCGUCGCAGCUGUCGCUCUCGUUCAAUUGGUACGUAUACAAUUGAGAGUUCCAGAGUAUGGUUGGACCACACAGAAGGUUUUCCACUUUCUCAAUUUCCUUGUCAAUGGGGUUCGCUGCCUAGUGUUUAUUUUCCGGCGCAACAUACAGACCAUACACCCUGAGAUUUUUCAACAUGUCUUGCUUGAUUUGCCAAGUCUUGCUUUCUUCACCACUUAUGCGCUUCUGGUGCUCUUCUGGGCUGAGAUUUACUCUCAGGCACGUGCUGUAUCUACAGAUGGACUUAGGCCAAGCUUCUUUACUAUUAAUGCAAUAGUUUAUGCUGUUCAGAUAGCUGUGUGGGUGGUAUUAUGGUGGAAACCGUUUAGAGUGGUGCUUAUCAUCUCUAAGAUGUUUUUUGCAGGUGUAUCUUUGUUUGCAGCUUUUGGUUUCCUACUAUAUGGUGGAAGGCUUUUCUUGAUGUUGCAGCGCUUCCCCGUAGAAUCAAAAGGAAGGCGUAAGAAGCUGCAGGAGGUUGGCUAUGUAACCACUAUAUGUUUCUCAUGCUUCCUAAUCAGAUGCAUUAUGAUGUGCUUUAAUGCAUUUGAUAAAGCUGCAGACCUUGAUGUUUUGGAUCAUCCAGUUUUAAACUUCAUAUAUUACCUGCUGGUGGAGAUUUUACCUUCUUCAUUGGUUCUUUUCAUUCUGAGGAAAUUGCCUCCAAAACGCGGUAUCACACAGUAUCAUCCCAUACGUUGAAAAAGAUAUGGAGUAGCAGCAAAUAUCGAGAAUGGAUGUGAAGUCUAAAGCCUCUGAGCAGGGGAGAGCGAAACUUGACCUUGUGUUUUUUUAAUCAGGGAGUUGGAUGCUGAUCCCAUGGAAUGUAGAAUGUGUGUUUGGUGUCGGUAAUGGGGCGUAGAUGGAUGUGCCAAGGAUUGUGAAAUACCAUUAGGAAUAUUGUGAUAUGUUUGUUUUGUAUGAUAUAAAUUGGUUGAUGGCUUUUGCAAAGCAUACAACCAUAGACGGGAAUAGUGGAAAAUGUAAUCUUGUUGUAUGAUUGGACAUAAUGCAAAUUUGUUAUGUGCUGCUGGAUUAAAAAACAACAAAGCAAUUCUUUAAUGGUGCA